AUGGGACAUCCCUCCAACAACGACCUAGCCCGACACCUGAAGCUGGCGGGCGCUAGUGAAGAGUCGGUGAAGGCAUGCCAUCAACUGCAUUGCCAAACCUGCAAGAGACAUGCCCGGUCGGGUAGCAGGAGACCGGCAAAAGUCUUCAAGCCUCUUGACUUUAACGAAGAGGUCGCCGUGGACACCAUGCACCUCUAUGACCUCUCCGGGAACAAGGUGACGGUCCUCUCGAUCAUGGACGUGGGGUCUGGAUACCAUGUGGUGGCGCCCGUAACCGGGAGGAAAGCAGAAGAUUACACCCAGCGCUUCUUGAAGAGUUGGGUGGCUUGGGCCGGAGCUCCACAAAGUACCCUGGUGGACCAAGAGAGAGGCCUCAUGAAGGAUUUCCCGGAAGAGUUGGAGAAGCACGGCAUCCGGGUCAACUACACGGCGGGACAAGCACAUUGGCAAAAUGGACACAUCGAGAGGCAGAACGAGUGGUUCCGGCAGAUCUUUGACCGGGUCAAAGACCAUCUCUCCAUGCAGGACCACGAGGUCGAAUGGGUCCUGGCAUCAGUGUCGCAGGCCAAGAACUACCUCCGACGUCGCCAUGGCUACUCCCCCGCUCAGUGGCUUUUUGGGGUGGCUCCUCGCUUGGGAGAAGGGAUAUUGGAUGAGGAAGACGACAUCGCUGAGAGACAGUCGGAAGAGUUGGGAGGAACACUUCAAGCCAAGGCAGUGAGGUCCGACUUGGUCAAGCUCAUCGAGGGCAUGGAGAUCGACGACGAGGAGGUCUUCGCCGACGCCACUGGAGAACUCGCGCCCGUCGAUGACGGAGGGGACCUUGAAUACACUCCCUCGCUUCCAGAUGAAGGCGAACCUAUGGAGGAGGAGCCCAACUCAGGAGCUAAGCGACCUGCCGACACCUCGGUGCCCGAGAAGCGCAUGCGACAAAAGGGGUACUGCCCAAUGGUCCCAGAACCAGAAGAUGUACCGGUCCCUGAGGACCAGGAACUGCUGUGCUACAUGGCCUCUGAGAAGAGGGUCCCUCGAGCUCUACAGAAGCAGGACAACCAGCUGUUCGGAUCAUUGGCCACCCACGUGGACGACAGCUCCUACGCCCGCCCGCAAGGCUCUGGAACAAGCACUCUCGGGGAUCUUCCCGAUAUAGACGCUUGGGAAGAAGCUUCGACUGGACUGGAAUAUUGUGGGGUGACGGUGAAACAGGAGAAGAAUCAGGUCACACUGAGCCAGGAGCACUAUGUGAACACACGUCUCCAGACGGUGGACAUCCCCAAAGGAGUACUACCAGAAGACCCUGCAGACGAGGUGGCCAAGAUGGACAAUCAGUCCACCAUCGGAGCUUUGUCAUGGCUGGCAUCACAGACCAGACCAGACAUUCAGGUGGGCGUCUCGAUGGCGCAAAGAAAACAGAGAUCACCCACCUACUAUAACAUCAAGGCGACCAACCAUGUGGUUCGGAUGGCCCAGAAGGAGAAGGAGGAGAAACUGGUGUAUGAUAAGCUGGGGAAUUGGAACGACCUGGUGAUCAUCGUGUACCAUGAUGCGGCAUGGGCCAACGUGGACUAUGCCGAGACCAAGGACACCGGCAUCUACUCUCAGCUGGGGUAUGUGGCGGUGAUAGCACGCCGAGAAGUUCUACUGGGGAAAAAACCAGGACAGGGCAUCGUGGCAACCUGGAAAUCCCAUGCUUGCCAGAGGGUAUGCAGGAGCACUUUUGCCUCUGAAACAAUGGCAGCAUUGGAAGGGUGGGAAGCUGGAAUCGCUUUCCGCGACCUACUUCGAGGUUGCUUCCGAGCUGGGUGCCCCGGAGAGCUGUUGACCAUGACGGACUGCAAGAGUCUGUACGACUCGGUACACCGAGCCGGUGGACCGAGGGCGCCCUCUGAGAAGCGCUUGCUUGUGGACCUGGCUGCGCUGCGACAGAUGGCGCAGCAAGAGGUCAUGGAGUGGAGCCCAGAAAAUAGGGAUGGAGAUGGAGAUCUGAAGAAUCGCCUUGAUGAACUGGAGGCAUUGGUGGAUUCCACCCUUGAGCGCCAGGCACAAGGCCUGCGGCUCAAGUGCGAGGAGUUGGAUCAGAGAUGUAAGGAAUUGGAGACAAACUCAAAGUGGAUGGGAGUGACUCUGAACCAGGAGGUGACAUCGCGGAAUGCAAUGGUUGAGGUUUUUGAGCAGAUGCUGAAGACAGAGAUGGCGAAGGUUUCCAGCUCUGUGAGUGACCAGAUCGCAGUUGCAAACUUGGACAGCAAAGAAACUCAAAAAACAGUUCUGGACCUCUUGAGCAAGGAUUCACGCAUCUUAAUGCUUGAUGUUGUAGCAUUCUUCGCCUGUGCGGCCCUUGCCCCAUGGAUGAAUGACGCGGUGCAGGAGACAUUUGACCGUCAAGAGCAGGCACGAGCAAUCAAUUGCGACCUUGCAAGCCUGGGAAACGGUGGCAGCCUGAAGUUCACGCAACAGUGUUGUUCUAGGGCAUCAGAAAUCUCCAAGGCUUGGGCGAUCGAUUGGGAAAGCUUGAAGGAGCUUGGCAUGGUGUACGCCAGGAGAGUCAUUGCGCCAGAUUACGCACCUUAG
Messenger RNA from Durusdinium trenchii, 2571 nucleotides. NCBI's taxonomy places the organism in Eukaryota, Dinophyceae, Suessiales, Symbiodiniaceae. The record is from the annotation of a GenBank genome assembly.